Messenger RNA from Daphnia carinata, 2725 nucleotides. RefSeq names its product FK506-binding protein 5-like (gene sals). Bases 571 to 2628 code for a protein of 685 amino acids. Gene Ontology annotation, molecular function: actin binding. NCBI's taxonomy places the organism in Eukaryota, Metazoa, Arthropoda, Branchiopoda, Diplostraca, Daphniidae. The transcript is spliced from 8 exons. The record is from RefSeq and is a predicted model, not a curated record.
UCCCAUUUAUUUAUAGAUCUCGGGAGCGUGCGUUAUCCGGAGUCUUUCGGGGCGUCGGUCCUCAGUUUCCAGGUCGAGGCCAACCAUUUCAGAACGUCCUGCAGUUACCCUCCUCCGCCCGUUGUAGUCGACGACGUUCAAAUUAUUCGCCCUCAAAAUUUCGUUCAGCCAAGAAAGAAAUUCCUGAAACUCUUCUGUGGGCUAUUGUGUCUAAUUAGAUUGGCAUACAGAGCCUAUCACUCAUAUUGUACAGCUGCUGGAUUGCCUGUGAUGAUAACAGUCCCGCCCAGCAACACCCAACUAGAUACAAGUAUCGUAGGUGACUAGAAAUCGAAGAACGCAUCCCUAACGCAAUCAUUUCGCAUCAAUCACAACUGGCGGUUGUGCCUCGCCCGUCGAUGCUCGAGACGUCAUUUGUAAACACGUGCGGCUGGCAGUUAUAAGUAUAAGGCAGCCAGCAAAUAGGGAGAACUACUACGCCAUUGGAGCGUCCGUCAGUCGUCCAGCCAGAAGCAACAGAAGAAAAAACAAAGCAGAAAAGCAACCACAAAGCUUUAAAAAAAAAAAAAGAUGCCGACAUCCACUGCGAGCUUAUCGUUGUCUCGGCCAGGCAGUAGCAGAAACACAGGCACCAGUGUCGGUCAGCCGCAGCAGCUGCCACAGCAGGCCAGUACUGGGCCGAUUGUACCGCCUUGGCGUAGAGUGUCUCGACAGGAAAGCGCUAAUAAUUCCAGUGGUCGUCUUAUAAUUCCACCACCACCUCCACCGCCAUCAAUCAUGGCUGCUCCACCACCACCACCUCCACCGCCGCCACCACCACCUUCAGCAGUUCAGAAACGAGAUAUUCCGGAACAUGUGGCAGUCAAAUUGGAACAGUACAAGAAGACGCCUCGUAAACGGCCCGACUGGGCGUCGAUGAUGAAGGAGAUCGAAGUAGGUAAACAACUGCGGCGGGUGCAGACGAACGACAGGAGCAAGCCCAUCUUACCCCAAGCCAAAGCCAAAGGAAAGGUACUACCCGGUCAAAGCUUUACGCCCAUCACUUGCCCAGACGACACUGCCAACGAUGCGAACACGAAAGAAGUGUUCGUCUACGAAUCAGAAAAACCUACCAGCGACUGCGUGGCAAAUCAGAUUCUGUUGGAAAUCCAGAAAGGUGUUCGAUUGAAAAAGACAAAGUGCAACGACCGAUCUCGGCCCAUUUUAAAUGGUCUGGGUGUUUUCCGAAGGCAAGUGAGCACGGUGGAAGCAGAUCCAGCAGAGCCAACCACUCCUUUGAUCGAACCGGAAGCUGAUUACGAUGACAUUGAUAAAGUUCGUGACGACCUACAAUCCACUAAGCAAUUGCUUGAAAUUGAAUUGAUAAAUCGUCGUAAAAUUGACGAGGAAAAUGCCAAAUUGCAAAGCGAAAUUCGUCGGUUGAAGGAAGAACUUGCUGGUGGCGGUAGUCACAAACCUUCAUCAUCAAUCGCUCCAUCUUCCGCCACGACGAGGAGGUCUUCGUCGACGAAUCACUUUGCACCGGAAACACCUUCCAUACUAAAGAAGUCCACGUCAAAAUUGGCAAUGAUGAACAGAAAUAAACCAGUAAAAAAGGACUCGAGUGACGAAGAUGAUGAUUCCGACGAAGAUUUCGGAGAUCUCGAUGCUGUUGAAGAAGAAAUGAAUGCCUUGAGGGGUCAAGCUGAAUUGGCUCGCAAAUCUGCGGAAGAAUUUGAAUCGCGUUACAAGGAAGCAGCCAAUCAAUUAGUGACCACCCAAGCGGAAAUGGAAGAUCUUGAAAUGAAAGUGGCUGUUUUAAAGAAGAAGCUCCGCAAAGCUCAGGAGCUCAAUGGUGGCGGUGAGCCAGAAGAAACAGAGUUGCGUGAUUUCGGGACUCAGACGGAUCCAAUCGAACCACCACCAGUCGUGGACAGUCGUCCGGCCCGAUCCAGUAGCAGGCGUGAUUUGCGGAAACAAAUGUCAAGGCAGGAUUCCCGCGGAAGUAACAUCAGUUCGGCCAAUAACAAUCCGAUGGAAUCAAGUGAAGACGAGGAAGAAGAAGAAGAAGAGGAUGAAAGCACAGCGUAUCUAAAGGCACAGAAACGGGAGAUUUCCCUUUUGGCCUCGAGAUUGCGCUCCACUAAGGAUAAGGAGAAAAACGUGCGCAAUGAGCGGAUCGCGCUUCAUCUCCAAUUGAAGAAAUUCCGCAACGAUCUUAAAGACGAAAAAAAGAAGUAUGCCGCAUUGAAGAAGGAAGUCGAUGGUAUGGCCGUAAUGAUGAACGAACUUGGGGAAGAUGAGAAAGUCGAAUUUGUAGUUGAAGAAAUAGAAGUUACAGACAGCGAAGAAGAAGAAGAGGAGGAGGAGGAGGAGGAAGAAGAAGAGGAAGAGGACGAAGACGAUGAUAUCGAUGAUGUAGAGGACGAGGAGAGUGACGAGGACACGGAAAGUGACGAAAUGGAAACUCGCAUGGAAAAAUAUAAUGAGCGAUUGCGUAACCAUGAUAACACGCUGAGUACUCUGAAAAAAGGCAAUUACUUGCUAAAAUCCAAAGUGGACAUGGCUCAAGAGGAGUUACGAAAAGAGCGCAGCCGUUAUUCUGCCCUAGAAAUCGAACUGAACAAUUGUUUGGCCGAGCUAGGCUAAGUUUCGGUUUAAGCCAAUUACAAUUAUACGCAUACAUAUAAUAUAUAUAUAUAUAUAUCUAUCUAUCUAUCUAUCUAUCUAUCUAUCCAUCCAUCCA